This is a messenger RNA of Fonsecaea nubica, 1878 nucleotides long. RefSeq names its product leukotriene A-4 hydrolase/aminopeptidase. Lineage: Eukaryota; Fungi; Ascomycota; Eurotiomycetes; Chaetothyriales; Herpotrichiellaceae. Gene Ontology annotation, cellular component: cytosol. Gene Ontology annotation, molecular function: aminopeptidase activity; zinc ion binding; epoxide hydrolase activity. Bases 1 to 1878 code for a protein of 625 amino acids. The transcript has a single exon. The record is from RefSeq and is a predicted model, not a curated record. Gene Ontology annotation, biological process: proteolysis.
AUGGCAACCACCAUUCACACUCCUCGUGAUCCCAACACCCUUUCCAACUACAAUAAUUGGCGGACACUCCACACCUCCACCAGCUUGGACAUCUUGUUCGACAAGCAGAAAUUGAAGGGCAGCGUCGUCCACAGCUUCGAGUCCAUCACGGAUGGCGACAGUGAUGAGAUCUUGCUCGACACCAGCCAUGUGCAAAUCCACAGCAUCAAGGCAGAUGGUAAACCAGCCGAGUGGGAAUUGCUCAAGCGGGUUGAGCCAUACGGCAGUCCCUUGAAGAUUAAGCUCGGUCGGAAGCCACAAUUGAACGAGAAGAUUGACAUCGAAAUCAACUUAGAAACGACGUCCGCCUGCACCGCAUUGCAAUGGCUGACUCCGGCCCAAACUUCCAAUAAGAAACAUCCGUAUAUGUUUUCACAAUGUCAAGCCAUACACGCUCGGUCCAUUUUCCCUUGUCAGGAUACCCCGGAUGUCAAAGCACCAUUCGAUUUCCUGAUCAAGUCGCCCCUGCCGGUUAUCGCAUCCGGCAUUGGGGCCAAAGACAAUCCGGUGUGCCCGUCCCGCGAUGGGUCCUCUCAGCUAUACAAAUUCCACCAGAAGGUACCCAUUCCCUCGUAUUUGUUUGCUCUCGCUAGCGGUGACAUUGCUACCGCCAAUGUAGGCCCUCGGAGCCUUGUUGCUACCGGCCCUGAUGAGCUCAAAGAGUGUAAAUGGGAAUUGGAAGAGGAUACAGAGAAGUUCUUGAAAGCGGGCGAGUCGCUCGUCUACCCUUAUGCGUGGGGUGAGUACAAUGUCCUCGUUCUCCCGCCGUCAUUCCCCUAUGGGGGCAUGGAAAACCCCGUCUAUACAUUCGCUACGCCUACUAUUAUAUCCGGGGACCGUCAAAAUGUCGAUGUGAUUGCUCACGAAUUGUCGCACUCCUGGUCUGGGAACCUUGUCUCCAAUGCGUCAUGGGAACACUUUUGGCUGAAUGAAGGCUGGACGACUUACCUCGAACGGCGCAUCCAAGCCAUCGUGCAUGGUGGCGACCAGUGGCGCGAUUUCUCAGCGGUUAUAGGGUGGAAGGCGCUUGAGCAAUCCAUCAGUGAACAGUUUGGCGAGCAACAUGAAUUUACGAAGCUUGUCAUCGACUUGAAGGGCAAGGACCCUGACGAUGCAUUCUCGAGCAUUCCGUACGAAAAGGGUUUCAUUUUCUUGUACUACAUUGAGAAACUGAUCUCCAAGGAGGAAUUUGACAAAUUCAUCCCUCAUUAUUUUGAGACGUGGCGGGGCAAAUCACUCGACAGCUAUGACUUCAAGCAGACACUGCUCGACUUCUUCAAGUCCAACAAGACGGUCUCGCAAAAGCUAGCUACCAUUGAUUGGGAUACCUGGUUCUACAAGCCCGGUUACCCGCCCAAGCCUGACUUUGACACGUCGCUCGUCGAUCAAUGCUACCGGCUUGCUGAUCAGUGGGAGAAAUUCACCAAGAACCCCAACCCUGAUUUUGGACCCAGCAAAUUCGACAUUGAUGGCUGGUCGGCGAACCAGAUUGUCGUCUUUCUCGAGAAACUGCUCACGUUCGCGGACAAGUUGCCUCAGCCGCACGUCAACUACAUGGGUUUCAUCUACGACCUGAAGGAGACGCGAAACGUCGAGAUCUCGGCUCGGUACUACCAAGUCGCGAUGAAGGCUGGGGACUGGACGAUCAAGGGAUUUGUCACGAAGCUCCUAGGGGAAGUGGGCAGGAUGAAGUUUGUCCGGCCGCUGUACAAGGGGUUGAUGAAGAUGGACUAUCAGCUGGCGGUUGAGACCUUUGAGAAGAACAAGGACUUUUAUCACCCGAUCUGCCGAGGUCUCGUGGCCAAGGAUCUGUUUGGGAGUAAACAGGAGCAAAAGUAG